Molecule: messenger RNA, 3828 nt
Organism: Larimichthys crocea (large yellow croaker)
Lineage: Eukaryota; Metazoa; Chordata; Actinopteri; Sciaenidae
Product: secretory carrier-associated membrane protein 1
Exons: 10
Coding region: 145-1188 (347 amino acids)
Biological process (GO): protein transport
Cellular component (GO): trans-Golgi network membrane; recycling endosome membrane
Source: RefSeq, a predicted model, not a curated record
UUGCUAAGCGAGGGGGGGUCUCCAUCAGAAAGAGGCGGAGAAGACUGCAGGCUGCAGAGAGAGAGAGAGAGAGAGAGGCUGAACCUUCCCUGGAGAAGCGGGGAGCGCUUACACACAGGAAACCGUGAUCAGAAAGGCUGAACAAUGUCCGAUUUUGACAGCAACCCGUUUGCAGAUCCGGACUUCAGCAAUCCCUUCCAGGAUCCUUCAGUGACGCAGGUGACCCAGUCUGCCCCUCCUGGUGGUCUGGAGGAGUAUAACCCCUUCACAGACGCCAGAACGGCGGCCCCUGGAAAUGCCCCCAAAUCUACUCCUGCCCCUUCCCAGAACACACAACCUGCCAUCAUGAAGCCUACAGAAGAGCCGCCGGCAUACUCACAGCAACAGACUCAGCGGCGUAAUGAGGACCAAGCACGUGCUCAGGCUGAGUUGUUGAGAAGACAGGAAGAGUUGGAGAAGAAAGCAGCAGAGCUCGAUCGCCGGGAGAGAGAGUUACAGUCCCACGGAGCCGCGGGAGGGCGUAAGAACAACUGGCCUCCGCUGCCAGAGAAGUUCCCUGUUGGCCCGUGUUUCUACCAUGAUAUUGCAGUGGACAUUCCUGUAGAGUUCCAAAAGACCGUCAAGAUCAUGUACAACCUUUGGAUGUUUCACGCGGGCACGCUCUUUGUGAACAUGUUCGGCUGCCUGGCAUGGUUCUGUGUGGAUCCAUCUCGUGGUGUAGAUUUUGGCCUGGCCAUGCUAUGGUUUCUGCUGUUUACCCCCUGUUCUUUCGUCUGCUGGUACAGACCGCUUUACGGAGCUUUCAGGAGCGACAGCUCGUUCCGCUUCUUUGUCUUCUUCUUCGUCUAUAUCUGUCAGUUCGGAGUUCACGUCCUACAAACUAUUGGCAUCACUGGCUGGGGAACAUGUGGUUGGAUUGCAGCUUUAACUGGUCUGAACACCAGUAUCCCAGUGGGCAUCAUCAUGUUACUGAUUGCAGCUCUAUUCACUGCACUGUCCGUGGGCUCGCUCAUUAUGUUUAAAAAGGUGCACGCUCUCUAUCGUACCACCGGUGCUAGUUUUGAGAAGGCUCAGCAGGAGUUUGCGACCGGGGUUAUGUCCAACAAGACCGUUCAGACUGCAGCCGCCAACGCUGCAGCUAAUGCUGCGUCCAAUGCUGCUCGUGGGGCCUUCAAACCUCAGCCAUAAACUGACACAGACAAACACAUGCUCGCACAUACAAGCAUACACGCACACACAUACACAUACACACUAAAAAGUUGGAGGUGCACAGCUGUGGCCCUGCAGGCUCUCAAAUCAAAUUGAUUCUGUUGUUAUGCUUUUGCAAGAUUGCCCUGCACACAAAAAAGUGCAGAGUCAGUGAAAUAAAAGAGAAAUUAGUCAGACAAAGUGACCAGAGUUGUCCGCCUCCACUUAAAAUCAAGUAAAAACUUUCCUACAUCCUUCCUUUCUGCUUUCCAGUCAGAUGACUGUCUGCUCACAUCCCUUGAAACAUCCACUAAGUGACUCAAGGUCUGCUCCGAGUGUGUGGGAUUUCAUCUCACUCCUUUGCUUUCCCUGUUCUUCUGUCACCUUGAGGUGUUCCUAGGUCAGUCAGAGGUGGCAGUUCUAGCAUACCUUAUUUUUGUCAUGGUGGUGAUGAACUACAAACAGCUUCCUGCCUGGUUAAUACAGUAUAGAGUCAUGAGAAGUGAUAAUCUGAUCUGUUUUUGCACAUAGUUCUGUUUUUCUUGGUCACAUACUGAAAGUACAGUGUAUGUUUGAAUGGCUGGGCCUGUGUGUGAGUGUGUUCUCGACUUUUUUUUUUUUUAUAAUCCAGUGCUUGGUCAUUGAGAUCUGAAAGGUAAAUUGCACCUCGUCCUAUAUCUGUGCUUCUAUUCUGAGACUCUUGACAAAUACCAUCCCGGUAAUCCAUAUAAACUGAAAUAUGUCGGUAUGUUCUUAUUUAAGGACAUGCCUGCAGCACCCAGCAGUGCUUCAGUGACACCUGUCAGUAGAAUGAUUAUUCCCACUUUGUGUGCUACUUUGAUUUGCAAUGUGGGGCUGGGUCAGCAUCUCUGUGGCUUACUAAGAUCUGACAGCAUGAUAACAACAUGCAUGUUCAGCACACUCAAGGUAGCUGUUAAUUCGGCAUUCUGUCCACUGCCAGCCAUUUCUCUGGCUACAGGUGGUAGCUGUUUUAUUGAGGGGGAAUGUCUGCCUACCUAUUUUCCUCCUUGGUUUCUGUGAGAAGUGAGCUGUUAAAAGUUACUGCAUGUCCUAGUGGCUGUUUGACUGGUUGAUGAUGUUUGGAUCUGUUCCCAAGGUCACCAGUUCUCACCACUAACCUAAAAGAGGUUCAGUCAAACGCUUUCACGGCCUGGUGCACUAAAGGGAGACAAAAGACGUCAGAAUUAUUCACAUUUUCACUUAUGUUUGUGUGACAUUAAUAGACUACGCGGCUCUCCCUCUGUUGUUUUUGUAGCCCCUCACACUUCGUUAAAAACUAACGCUGCUAUGAAUCUGAGAGCUGCUUGUUUUUAGUUUCCUGCUGUCAUGUUUCCUGUUGAAAAGGUCACAUACCAUUUAAAGUAAAAACAAUGGUACUGUGUGUAUGUACACUGCAUAGACUAACAGUCCGUUUGCAUUUUUACAGACAAAAAAAAGUCAGUUUGAUGGUUCUUCCUCUGUCAGUAUUGGAUUACUGGCAUCACACGUUUUAUAGCCAAAAUGAACAUUAAGGUAACAGAGUACUGAACUUGUCAGUGAUAUCAAUAAGAUACAUUAAUUUAUAACAGUGUUAUUCAGCAGUAAGUUGUACAUGUACAUUAUACAUGUAUCUACUGUCACUGGAGUGAAAUAUGGAUGGACGUGGGUUACAUUUGUGUCCUCUCAUAGUGGUGGUGAGUGUCUGAAGAUGUGCAUGAUAGAUUACUGAUGACUGCUACUGCUUUAUUGCAAAUGUAUGGACUGGAAAUCAUGGUGGACAAAAUACUCCUGUGAGAAGUUGAAGGUCAAUAGUGUGAAAUGAACAGCCUAAAUCUUGGCAGUAUUGUUUUUGUUUGGAAAUCUUUUUGUUUGAAAUGUCAAUGCACAUUUCUUGUUUCGCGUUGAGCUUAGUGCAAAAGACAAACAUGUUUUUAUUUAUGGUGUAAUUUAAGUUUGCUUUUCAACUUUGUUUGGUUUGAUUUUACAUUAUGUUUUAUGCUUUUGUGGUUUUGUAAUGACAUGAUCAUAGCAUCAGCUAGAUUUAAAAGUGUUUUAAUGACUUUGCAACUUGACCCUGCAAGAGUUGUGCUUGUGCGGAUGAGGACGCGUGGAUGAUCAGUAUGAAAGGUAAAAUAAAAAAUGAAUCUCCCUCAAGUGUUAUUCUAUGUCCUGAAAAGCUGUGAGAAAUCUACCAAAUGUCCAUAUAGAUUUGUUUUUAAAUCUUGGUUUGUAAUGUGUUCCCUUGCCAUGUUUUACUUUUCAACUUUUCUUUGCUACAAACACCCACAUGAUUCCCACGCAUUUAUAGUUUUAAACAGUUGUUGUAUGAAUGCCAUGCCACAGUGGGUAAUUUCUUGAUGUAUUUGGUGAGCUGGUCUGCAGAAAAGAACAACGUGAUUGUAGUUUGCUGACACAGAAGUGUGUUUUUGACCUGUGGCCAUGUUAUUUCACUGAAUCAGAGAAGAAACUCAUUCAAAAAGGGACACUUGUAUAUUUUGUAAAGUUGAAAAUUUGAUCCCCAUUAUCAAUCACAUGUAAAAAGAAAACGUAAUGCACUCUUGUCUGGCCUUUGUUGCAUGUGAAAUAGUUUGAGUUUUGUAUAUUUAUGGUAUUAACAUGAAAUAAAAUUUGAAAGAAACA